AUGGCGCUGGUGGUUUGGCUGGCCGUGCAGCUGAGCGCGGGCUCCGCGGCGUACGUGGUGUCUGUGGAUGCCCGGCGAGCCGAGCGGCCCUUGCAGCACUUCUGGAGGAGCACUGGCUUCUGCCCUCCUUUACCUCACAGCCGUGCUGAUCUAUUUGACCUGAGUAAAGACCAAGAGAUCAACCUUGCCUACAUUUCUUCUGUUCCACAGGGUGGCAUUGAACAAGUUCGAAUUCACUGGUUAUUGGAAUUAGUUGCUCUUAGAGUGAUGAAUGGAAAACUUCACUACAAUUUUACUGCUUUGGAUAGCCUUAUGGAUCGCCUGUGGGAAUAUAAGCUAAUUCCAGGAUUUGAAUUGAUGGGGAAUCCAUCAGGAUAUUUUUUAGAUUUUGAAGAUAAAGAGCAGGUAAUAAGAUGGAGAAACUUAAUUACAUUUCUGGCCAGCAGAUACAUAGAUAGGUAUGGAUUGGAGCAUGUUGCUAAAUGGAAUUUUGAAACAUGGAAUGAACCAGACCAUCAUGACUUUGACAAUGUGUCUAUGACAGUGAAUGAUCAAGAAUUUGAGUUACCAUCUCUGAUACAUGCACUUGCUUGGACUUUAGGGUUCCUCAACUAUUAUGAUGCUUCCUCAGAAGGAUUAAGAGCAGCCAGUCCUCUACUAAAAUUUGGAGGGCCUGGGGAUUCUUUCCACCCCUUACCCAAGUCACCCAUGUGCUGGAGUCUUCUGUGUCAUUGCUACAAUGGAACUAACUUCUUCACGGGGGAGAGUGGUGUAAGGCUGGACUACAUCUCUCUCCAUAAGAAGGGAGGUGGGAGUUCUCUCUACAUCUUGCAACAAGAAGUGGAAGCAGUUGAACAAAUUCAGAAGUUGUUUCCAGAUUUUGCUUCUGUUGCCAUAUACAAUGAUGAAGCAGAUCCAAUGGUUGGAUGGUCUGUCCCGCAAGUGUGGCGAGCUGAUGUGACCUAUGCAGCUAUGGUUGUAAAGGUAAUCAUCCAGCAUCAAAACCUGCUGUUUUCCAAAGCCAACAACACCAUCAACUACACACUGCUGAGUAAUGAUAAUGCCUUCUUGAGCUACUACCCCCAUUACUUCACACAGCGGACUCUGACAGCACGCUUUCAGAUGAACAAUACUGCACCACCUCAUGUCCAGAUGGUACGGAAACCAGUGCUGACUGUCAUGGGCUUGCUGGCACUGCUAGGAGAAAAACAGAUUCUUGCAGAAGUGAAGAGCAGUGAAGGGGAAAGCACUGAAAACAGCACAAUUGGUGUCCUGGCAUCUGUGCACACCCCCAGUGAGAUGCGACCCUCGGACAGUUGGCAAGCUACUGUAUUGAUGUAUUCAAGUGAGGAUAACAGAACUUCAUCCAACAUCAGCACUGUCACAGUGAAUGCCACCCACUUUCCCAGACUUAGAGAGCUGCUGUAUGUGACAUAUUACCUGGAUAACAACCAAACCAAUCCCUACCUGAAGUGGAAAAAGCUAGGAAGCCCUGACUUUCCUUUCCCAGAACAGUUCCAGGAAAUAAGAGAUGCUGAGGAUCCAGUGGUAACAGGCCCGUUCCCAUUUCCUGAAGGUGGCAUCCUGACACUGAAGCAAGACUUUCCCAUUCCGUCAGUCUUUGUUAUCCAUAUUUGUGCAAGACCCAGAUCUGUUCCUGAUCAAGUGACUGGUGUCCGUUUGAUCCCUCUCACAAAAGGGCAGGUCAUUGUAUUUUGGGACGAUGGCUGUGUAAAUUCAAAAUGUAUAAAGACAUUUGAAGUGGAGUUCUCACCAGAUGGGAAAGCAUACAAGCGGAUUAAUGCCAAAGACACAAUAUUCACUCUCUGGGUCUACAGUCCAGGAAGCUCAGUCUCCGGCUUUUACAGAGUACGUGCCAUUGACUACUGGGGAAAGGCUGGCCUGUCUUCUCUUCCUGUGGAGUACAUCGAAGCUUUCAAGUGACUCGGAAGAGGAGUGCCUGGCUUGGUGGCUGGGUGGUAUAUGCUCCCUACAAACACCAACUCCCCAGAAAGAUAAACUCCUCCCGAGCUGAGGAGGGAGUAGCAAGAACUAGGUGAAGCAAGUUAGGAAUGCAAAUUAGAAACAACUGCCACUAUUAACUCUUCAGCACUCAAAAGACAGCGUUAUCAAGCAACCACAACUGACAGUCCAGCUUGUACAAUUCUAUGAGGCUGCUAUAUGGCUGGGAUUCAGCUUGGUAACUAUGAAUUAUGGGAAUAAAUAUUUAUAAUUCCCUAUUUCACACUAAUAGCCACAAACUCCAGCAGGAGCAGGACCAUCACUUUGCCGUGUGAGCAAGAAUGGCAGCAAAAGCACAAGGAGGGUCUGUCUGAGACUGAAAUGUGUGUCUCAGCUGCUAGGCUGUCUUGAUGUAGUGGUUUGAUGGAAAAGUGCACAGCAACCAGGCACAUCCAGAAAAUGGAGUGAAGGAUCCCUGGCAUCCCUGCCAAUUAGUCAUACCUGCUCCAGUGGGUUAUUUGAGUAUUUGCCAUGUCUUUAGAUGUAUGAGACCCUUCAUCCUCUCACAGAGGGUUUUCCACUGAGCUCUCUCUGCAUUUGUGGCUGUUAUUUGGGUACCAGGGCUGUUCCCUCACACUGGCAAAGGAAGGGGCAGCAGCUCAUCCUCCAAGGGGAAAAAGGCACAGAGAACUCUAGCCUCCAGACUUGCCUAUCUUUUCUGCUUUCUGCUUUUGCCCAACUUGCCUGUUUGCUCUGUGGAUGCCAGCUGCUACCUCUUUGUGGUGGAGGCUUUACCACUGAAAGCCUCUUUCUCUGUUGCUGUCACCUAACAUGGCCUUCAGCAGUCUUUACAGCUAAUGUCUCUCCUGAGCAUGCAUCACCUCUCAAACUGUGAGUGACCUAAGGCUUAACUUUGGGCAGCCACGAGAAAGCUGAAAUGCUAAUCAGAGCUUUUGUGUUUCCAUAUUACAGGAGAGCACACUCUUGAAUGGAAUAGGGCUGCUACUGACAACCCUUAGGAAAUGAAACAAGAACAGUUGGAGCACAUGUGCUUUGCAAAGCAUGUGCACAAGCAUGUGAUAGCCCCAGGUCAUGGGCUACAGAGCACCUCUGGCUGUCCUUGCAGCUGCCAAACACUUUAUGUAACAGCAGAGCUCCCUGAAAUCGCAAGGGUGUUUUUUUACUCUCUCCACAACUGCACAGUUUGAACUGCACCUUUAAAAUGAUUGUAGAGGGAAGGAUGAUGCCAGUGAAAACAGCCUGAGUGUUUUCCAUAAGAGAAGCAACUUUGUUGCACAAACAAAUCCCCCACUGCUCUCUGCUGACAUCAGCCACCUCACCAACGUAACAAGCACUGCAUAUUUGGUGAAAUGUUGAGGUCUCACACAAAAAAAAAUAGCUUUGCGCAGUAGGGGACAGCAGAACUACCUCAAAUGGCCUCACACAUACAGUGCAGAAAAGAAACAUAUACAAGAAGUCAGUAUAUACAAGAUAAAGCUUUAUAUCCCCUUAUUUCUGGUUGGUUGUUCAUGUGCUUAUCCUGAAAGUUAGCCUUGAACGAUUCAUUCUGUCACAGAAUUCAGAUGAACUACUUCCUGCCUCACUCAAAACUGAAGUUUGAAUAAGGAGCACUUGUAAUAUCCUAAUCUGCCAAUUCGUAAAGGCUUCUGUACAACAGAAAAGGGCCAUUGGAGCCUGCUUAAUUGACAACUUUCUCAACUCUGAAAAAUUUAAUGAGAAAUUGUAUUUGGACAGAGAUAGUAAAAAUUUAUCUCAAAGUUGUAAUAACUGCCCCUAAGUGAAGAAUCAGCAUAUGCAGUUAAAUAAAAUCCAGCAGUCAAGACAUGCGUGUUUUGUCAGUAUGAAGUGAAACCACAAAAUAAAAAAUACUUUUAGAAAUAUUCCAGUAUAGAUUAUUGAGAGAUUUUAGUGCAUCUGAAGGAGGGGAAGAUACAUCUUGAGAGGACAGUUUACCUUGUUAGGAUGUCCUAUUUCUGUAGCCUUCUGCUUUAAAAUUUUCCCACACUGGCAAUCAGAAUACAGCAGUCUUUAUCAAAUCAAUGUUAUGCACUGGUCACAGGUAUUUGAAAUGAAAAGAAAAAAGUAUAACUGUUAUGAAGAGUAUUGAUUUUGCUAUGCAGGGAUGUAGUAGAAAAUGUAUAGGUAUGUAAAUCACAAAAAAUAGAUCACUGCCCUGCUUCUUUAGCAGACAAGCUUAAGUAACACCUCUCAGAGGUGAGGUCUUUAAUGGCGUAUAUGACACAAAUGAUGCAAAGCUGAUGAGUCCUGGUGGGUAUUUGGCUUUUGCAAAUGUGAAGAACAGACAGUGGUGAUUGACUUCUCUUACACUGUAUUGAAUGAAGUCUGUCCCUAUGGUAAGUUGUUUCCUUUGUGGCAAGUUAUCAUCUCUUAGAAGAUUUUUACUGCUGGGAGUUCUGUUGACCCAUGAUUUCUGCUUCAUAGCAGAGGCAAACAUGAGUCUUGAGGAUGCCUUUUUAAGUGGUUUGUCAUUUUCUUGUUUUGUCAAAAAGCAGUGUAAGUGUUCUGGUUUCAAGAUGAAAUUUCCUACAAUAUUGUAUUGGCUGCUGAAGCCACAAAAAAGCAGAAUUUGUAUUUGCAAGGGCAGAACUUAACAUGUUGUAAUUGCAAAUAAAACCCAGUUUCUUAAGGUCAACUCCA
Molecule: messenger RNA, 4641 nt
Organism: Melopsittacus undulatus (budgerigar)
Lineage: Eukaryota; Metazoa; Chordata; Aves; Psittaciformes; Psittaculidae
Gene: IDUA
Product: alpha-L-iduronidase
Exons: 14
Coding region: 1-1944 (647 amino acids)
Biological process (GO): carbohydrate metabolic process
Molecular function (GO): L-iduronidase activity
Source: RefSeq, a predicted model, not a curated record